Bemisia tabaci is the source of this 3370-nucleotide messenger RNA. RefSeq names its product mitochondrial ribosome recycling factor 2 (gene mRRF2). Gene Ontology annotation, cellular component: mitochondrion. NCBI's taxonomy places the organism in Eukaryota, Metazoa, Arthropoda, Insecta, Hemiptera, Aleyrodidae. Gene Ontology annotation, molecular function: GTPase activity; GTP binding. Gene Ontology annotation, biological process: ribosome disassembly; mitochondrial translation. The record is from RefSeq and is a predicted model, not a curated record.
GGAUUGAGGUUAUGUUUAUGUGUGCAUGUACUUCCAAUUUUCACAAGUCGAUUUUAUUUUAUUUUCCGUAUUUAUAAGUAGUUCCUUUUAAUCUAAUUCUUCUCUAGUAGUUUUCAAUUUUACCGUUAACAGCUUUAAGUGCAUAUAAAAUGCUGUCAUCAACAUUGCUGCAGAGGAAAAUUAUUUCUUGCGGUGUUUCAUAGUGCUAUGAGUCUCUCCUGUGGGAGGAAAAGUACAAUUUUACCACGUUAGACCAUGUUAUUUAGGCAAAUUUUCAAAGCUUACAAUGUCUCUUGGUCCAUGUAUAAAACACCUACAAUCUACCUUGCUUUCCGAUAUGCAGCUACUAAAUCCAAAUUUGAUAUCAAACAUAUCCGCAACAUUGGAGUGCUGGCGCACAUUGAUGCAGGUAAAACUACUACCACUGAGAGAAUGCUGUUUUACUCAGGAAAGAUUCGCGCCAUGGGUGAGGUACACCACGGUAACACAGUCACAGACUAUCUGGAGCAAGAACGUAAAAGAGGAAUCACAAUUACAUCAGCUGCUGUCACAUUUCCAUGGUCCGAUCACCAAAUUAACUUGGUUGACACCCCUGGUCACAUCGACUUUACAACAGAAGUCGAGCAGUCUUUGGCAGUAAUGGAUGGAGGGGUGGUUGUCCUUGACUCAUCUUCAGGAGUUGAAGCGCAAACUUUGACAGUAUGGCGGCAGGCGCAGAAUUACAAAAUUCCAUGCAUCGUUUUCGCGAAUAAAAUGGAUAGAGCAGAUGCAAAUCUGAAACUAUGCCUGCAAGGUCUCAUACAAAAAUUAGAGGUUACCCCUUUACUACUUCAAAUUCCUGUCAGAGUUAAGGACAAAUUAUCAGGAUUGAUUGACAUAAUUGACAUGAAGGAAUUCAAGUUCAUUGGUGAGCAAGGAGAGGACGUCAUGGAGAAACAACUGACUGAGGUAGACGGAGUAGCAUGGGAAAGCGCGAAAGAAGCUCGUAACCGUUUAACCAGCGCCCUCGCUGAUAUUGAUGAUAACAUUGCUGAUUUUGUAAUCACCUCAGACUCGUUGGAUGGCAUCUCAAGCAAGGAGUUGACUGAAGCUGUACGCAGAGUCACUAUUCAGCGGAAAGCCGUUCCUGUUUUGUGUGGAAGUGCAUACAAAAAUGUAGGUGUUCAGAAAUUGAUGGAUGCUGUUGUGCAGUACCUCCCAUCCCCUCUAGAUCGACACGAUGCAGAUAUUCUGAAUCUCUUCGGUCACAACUUGUACGCCCGUGUUUUCAAAAUCAUGCACGAUAAAAUGAAAGGACCCAUAACUUUUUUUAGGAUCUACAGUGGCAAACUAGAAAAGAACCAGAAGAUUUUCAAUCUUCGUGCUGAAUCUAGCGAACAAAUAAAGAAUGUGAUGAUAGCUUACGCUGAUGAUUAUGAAGAAGUCAAUACUGUUACGGCUGGCAAUGUUGCAGCAGUGACUGGUUUGAAGGAUACAAAAAGUGGUGAUUACAUAAGUUCUAGUCAGAAUUGCGUCCGAGACUUGAGCGCAACCCUAGCAAAGAAGAAGAAAAUUUCUGAAAAAGAAGCGUACCAGUUAUUGGGAGGAGAUGUCAUCAUUCCUGAUCCUGUGUUCUUCUGCACGAUCGAAGCACCCUCGUUAUCGGUACAAAAUGCAUUCGAACUAGCCUUAGAAAAUCUCAAGAGGGAAGACCCAGGUUUGAGAGUCACUACUGAUCCAGACACUGGUCAAACGAUACUUGGAGGAAUGGGCGAAUUACACUUGGAAAUCGUCAAAGAUAGAAUUAGAAGUGAUUAUAAAAUUGAAGCAGAUGUGGGUCCAUUGCAGAUUGCUUAUAGAGAAUCCGUUGUCGGAAGAGCUAAAAUCACUCAUGAGUCAAAAGUUGCCGUAGGAAAGUACGCUAACAAUGUUUCAGUUACACUGUCUGUCGAGCCAGCACCACCGGAUAACAAAGAUCUUCUGAAACUAGAUCGAAGCAGUCAAGAAUUAGCUUCUAAAAUGAGCACCCUCACACAACAACAUUUAAAAGCAAUGAAGAGAGGAAUCGAGUCAUCCAUGUUUCACGGGCCAAAAGUUGGAUGUCCUGUCAUGAACGCUAAGUUCACGUUGAAUUGGUUUGAAACUCAUAGGAGCACUCCUGAGUCAGUCGUAGCAUCUGCAACAGCUCAGUGUGUUCAAAAAGUAUUAGCUGAGGCAGGCACAUCUUUACUGGAACCAAUCAUGACCGUUGAAGUGAUGGCUCCGAAUACUAUAUCACCAAAAGUAAUGGCUGAGUUGUCAAAGCGGCGAGGACAGAUCCUCAAUAUCUCUGAAAGGAAAGGAACUAUGACGAUAACAGCUAAUGUCGCUUUGUCGCAGCUUCUUGGUUUCUCCCGAGAAUUGCGCAUAAGUACGUCCGGCACAGCAUCGUUCACCAUGGAAUUUUUGGCUUUCCUACCGGUAGAUCCCACGUUAGAGGGUGAAGCGAUUAAAAACAUCACCGGUUUUUAUCCUUGAGACUGUUUUUUAUAAAAUGACACCUAUCAAUUUGGCAUGCUAAGGCGAUGCCUAUGAAUUUUGUUUGCAACAAUCGGCAGUAACUUCAGACGUUUUGAAUGGUUGCAUGGAAGUGAAGGAGAACCGAUUCAUGUAAAUGGAUUUGGUGAAUCAUUCACAAAAUUCAUUGUUAAGAAAGCUCUCUUGCAGAGCAGAACUGAAAAGCCGCUAAUUCUUUAAUUUUUAUUCAGAAAACCUUCAAUAACUACGAACUAGGGUAAGCUGUACCUAAUUAUAUUCUAUUGGCUACAUUCCUCCUUCUCAAAUUCUUGAUUUUUUUCGUCUCGAAAAAGGUGAGUUUUUUGUUGGUUUGGUGGAAAUUCCAGUAUUAAUUAGCAUACUUUUUGUAUUUUUUUUUAAAACCACCAUAUCUCCGUGCGUCCAACUUUGCUGUCAGCACAAUAUUGACUGGAGGUUGAGGAAAAUUCGGGAAGAGCCUGAAAGGCAAUGCGGCAAUUUGAAAAAUAAGAGAAUGGGUCCGGAUGAGGAAUCGUUCAUGGUUCGUCUGCCCUGAUUUGUGUGCUCCAGGUUGCUGCCAAUGGUACCUUAACAUGUUUUCUUUCUAUACAAUUUAGAUUGUAUCAAAUAAAUAAAUGGCUUCUAGUGCUGAUCGCAAACCUCUCUGCUUCCCUCUUCAGACCCAUUUUUUUAAUAUUUGGUAGACCUUACAAAGUUUCUGCUGAGAUUCGUCAUAACAGACUAACAGAUGUAAAAUUUAAAGAGAGUAAUUAUGAUAGGGAGAAAAUAUAUAAGCCCAUGUUUGUAUUUCCCCUUUUUUUAUACUUGCGCAUAUCUUGUUUCAUUUUUGUUGAAUAAAAGUUUUUAUUAAACGUUA